Pelmatolapia mariae (spotted tilapia) is the source of this 856-nucleotide messenger RNA. RefSeq names its product polyubiquitin-like. Gene Ontology annotation, biological process: modification-dependent protein catabolic process; protein ubiquitination. The record is from RefSeq and is a predicted model, not a curated record. Gene Ontology annotation, cellular component: cytoplasm; nucleus; cytosolic small ribosomal subunit. NCBI's taxonomy places the organism in Eukaryota, Metazoa, Chordata, Actinopteri, Cichliformes, Cichlidae. Bases 351 to 851 code for a protein of 166 amino acids. The transcript has a single exon. Gene Ontology annotation, molecular function: protein tag activity; ubiquitin protein ligase binding; structural constituent of ribosome.
CACAAGCUGCAUAUAGGUGUAUUUAAACAUGUAAGUAUGGCCAGUAACGCCUGCUGAAGUUGAAACCAAGCAUCAGAAUGGAGAAGAAAGGUGAUCUGCGUUCGUUGCUGUCAGGUGGUAUGCAAAAACAGCGCCCUUAGACAAUAGGAACUGAAAGUUAUUAUGGCAGAGAGGGAAAACGAACCUUAAGUGAGUGUGAGGGUGUGGAUCAGCUAAGGCAACUUAGCUGCUGCUGCUCGAGCAUCAUUUACCUUUCCAAGUUUAAAGACUUGAAGUGAAAAAGUCAUCACAAGGUAGGAAAGCUGAUAAAUAACUGAAAAGUCAUUUUCCCCCAGUGUGUGUGUUUUCUAAUGGACUACUUUGAAUUCUUUCAGACUACAGCCAACAUGGAUAUAACUAUCACUAUGCUGGGUGAGUCCCACACUCUGACCGUGAACCCACAGGACACAGUUGGCUCUCUGAAAAUAAAAAUCCAGGAGAAACUGGAAGUCGACCCUCAGACACAGAAACUGGAUUUUCUGAACGGUCAUCCCAACGAUGACUCCAAACCCAUCAGCUACUACGGCUUACAGCACGGCUCCCAGGUGUCCCUGCUGGUCACCGAGCCUCCUCCACCUGCUCCCAUCCAGGUGUUCCUCAGAAAUGAAAAGGGACAGAUGAGCACCUACGACAUCCAACCCGGCGAGACUGUGAGCAACUUCAAGAACAGAGUCGAGAAAAGAGAGGGGGUGCCAGCGAGCCAGCAGAGGCUCAUUCACCAAGGCCGGGAGAUGCAGGGUGGCAAACUGGAGGACUACAACGUCAGAAACCACAGCACCAUCGACAUGAUUUUGCGCCUGAGAGGAGGCUGAGGACU